GGGGGGGUGAUUGCAGUCUCUUCCGUACCACGUCAACUGCGAGGUACUUUUCUAAUACAAUGCCUUCAUAAUAAUCAUAAAAAGCAAGUUUGAUUUACGUUCACAAGCGAUUUCCCUUAAAUCUGCCCGUCAAGAAAUUACAGAAUCAAACGACUUCAUCAGCACACUUACAAACUUCUGCAAGAGACCAAACGUAUAGAGCGCUCAGGGACAUACUUCCUGCGAGGUACUACACUGAGUCCACUUCACAUUAAAAAGUUAAUAGAACUACAUCUGUUCCAUCAACGUACAUUUUUGAACGAUAAGUACGAAACUCAAAAGUCGGGUAUUACUGGCUGCUUAUAAUCCGCAGUAAUUUACCAGAAAAAAAAAAUCAUUUAUUUAAUAUGAAACGGAAAAAUAAUAAGAAACAAAAAUUAAUCUAUCCAGAUAGAUGACGAUUGCAAGUUCUGCCUUUUCAACAUGGCGAUACCGUACGGGCAGAGAGGGCGUUAUGACGUUUAAACCUAUAGGACGCGUCAGUACGCGUUUCAAAAUUUGAACUGGCAAGCGGGAGUGGUAGAGUACUGUAAAUAUCAACAAUUUAGAAGAUAUAUAGGUAUCGUCACGUUGUAAACGGCAAUUUGUAAACUGCAACAGGCAUAAAAGGACUAUUGAAACUAGAUGGUAUGGAGCAGUUGCUACAACUGUCUCCUCUGAUGGCUGGAAGAAGUGAUGAUGACAAAACAGUUAAGGCAAACUCUAAUCUACCGAUGCUAAAAAAGAGGAUUCUGAGUGAUGAAAAUAUACCUCAAUCUGCAGUGAAACGUUUACGUGAUAAUGGUGCAGCCUCCACACGACCCAAAUUGGCUACGGAUAUAGCAGGAGUGUGGUCUUGCGAUGGCUUUUACGUGGGGAAAACCACUAGAAGACACAGUGACAGGAUCAAAGAACAUUUUCAAGCUAUUAGAAAAGCCAAACGAUCCUUUGAAAAUAUACGCCUUAAGAUAUCCUCAUCACCCCCAGCAAAACGAUCCUUGGAAAAUGUACGCCCUAAAGUCACAUCUGCCACUGUGGUUGGAGUACCAACAAAGGCACUUUCUGUGGUGGUGUCCAAAAAACGUCCCGGUUGGGACUUGAAGGGGCAAGUGGCAGAUAUGCAAGAGAAAGUGUCUGUCUACAAAGGAAAGAUGCACUAUCUGACUGAACUGAACAGAAGUUUGCAAGAAGAACUGGAGCUGGUGAAAAGUCAUCUUAAGAACAGUAAGGCUGAGGCAUUUAAUGCCCAUCAGCAGAUCAGUGCGAAAGAUUUGGAAGUAAAGACGCUGUUGGCAGUGCAGCAAGACUUAAACACAGAACUGCAGAAGUCUAAGACUGAGCUGCUUAAUGUGAAGUUGGACCGAGACAAUUUUUUUAAUGUAUGCAAUACUCAGAAAGAAGACCUUGAUGGCCUAAGAGCAACUAAACAGAAUCUCUCCAAUCUUCUUGAGUUAAAGGAGGGACAAAUACAAGUAACUGAAGCAAACUUAUCCCAGGCCAUGCAUGAACUUGAACAGCUGAGGAUUCAGGUUGCAGAUCUGAAAGCAGAAACUGCCAGGCAAGCUGACGAACUUUGUGCACAAGAAAUGCAGAGACGGAAGCUGCAUAACAUUAUCCAGGAAUUGAAGGGCAAUAUCAGAGUGUUCUGUAGAGUCCGACCUCUUAUUGGAGUGGAGAAAGAGAAGUAUGAGCAGAUCGAGCACAUCUCAUUUCAGGAUGACCGCAGUAUAAUUCUUUACAAAGUUGAAGAGUCUCACACUGGACGUGAAAGAAAAGAAGCUGUGAAAUACCACUUUGACUUUGAUUGCGUUUUUCAGCCAACAGCAACUCAAGAAAUUAUAUUUGAAGAACUUUCCCUCCUUGUACAGUCAGCCCUGGAUGGCUAUCAUGUUUGCAUUUUUGCGUAUGGUCAGACUGGUAGUGGGAAGACCUAUACAAUGGAGGGUCCUGAUAUUGUGACUCUAGACACCAUGGGUAUGAUACCUCGAGCAGUGGGUCAGAUCUUCAAACGAGUGGACGAACUGAAAAAUAAGGGCUGGAAAUACUCGUUCACUGCAAGCUUCAUUGAAAUCUACAAUGAAACAAUCCGUGACCUCCUUGUCAGCAAACCUGAGAAGAAUGUGGAAUAUGAAAUCAAGAGAGUGAGCCAAACCUCAGAAGAGCUGUACGUUACAAAUCUGAAGUAUAAGACUGUUACUUCUGAAGAGGAGGUACACAGGCUUUUACAGAUUGCCAGAACCAACCGCUCUGUAGCAAAGACAGCUAUUAAUGACAGGUCAUCAAGAAGUCACAGCGUAUUCCAGCUGAAAAUUGUCGGAAGGCAUGAGGAUCGAGAUUUAAAUGCAUCUUCUGUAUUAAGCCUGGUUGAUCUUGCUGGUAGUGAAAGGCUAGACAAAUCUUUGUCAACAGGAGAGCGACUGCGAGAAGCACAGGCUAUAAACACAAGCCUUUCUACCUUAGGUUUGGUCAUCACAUCCAUCUCAAAUAAGGAAUCUCAUAUUCCAUUCAGAAAUAGUAAACUGACAUAUCUUCUCCAAAAUUCUCUGGGUGGUAACUCCAAAACGCUUAUGUUUGUGAACAUCUCUCCAUGUGAAGAAAACUUUUCAGAGUCUCUUAAUUCCCUCCGUUUUGCAAGCAAGGUGAAUGAGUGUGUUAUAGGAACUGCUCAUGCCAACAGAAGAUAAGGAUCAAAACUUCGAAUUGUGUACAGUCAAUAAAUCCCACAUGGGUGCAUUGUGCCUUAAUGGUGAUCCCCUGGCUUAGUUAUCCCUUGUUGUAAGCAGAGAUCCUGUGCUUAAUGUCACAAUGAGAGCAGUCGUGGGACUACAGAGUAAAAGAGCAAAAGAUAAAAGUGGCAUAAAGAGUGAUGUACUGAGGAGGGGGAAUGCAGCAGACCUGAACCCACUUUACUGUUUAAAGUAAUGUCUACACAUAUGUUCUGUAACAGUCUGCCUAGGGCUAUCUGACUUGUCAUGGCUUACUACCAGUGUACAUAAGCCCCACUACAAGUGUACUUUUGAUGUGUGUCUCUCUUGUUUUUGUAUAUAUUUCAGUGUAAUGAUCUUUUGUAAUGUGUUGCUGUGUAACUAUUUAAAAAAAAAAAAGAAAAUGGCAAAGCUUUUAUAAUAUUUAUAACUGUUAGGUGGUCUUAAAUGUCAAGCGCACUGCCUCCAGCAGGCCACAUUAAGGGCAUAGUGUUGCAUAAUUUGGUACUUUUGCUGAGUCAUAGGCGCUGCUAUAUUCCUUUUGCUGAGUGAUGAGCAGUAUCUUCCUGUCUAAAAUCAAAAGGUGGCUGUAGUUGCCAGGUUCUGUAGUCAACUUGCAUUUCUUUGCGUGUAACCUACUGAAGUCUUUAAUUCCAUGUUAAAUAUGUAUACAGUUGGUUUCAAGAAAAAAUACUUGUCUAGUAAAAGGUAUUUUGGUUACCAAGCUGAAGCUGCUUUAGCCAUAGUCCUCUUCUAGCUUGCUUUCCAGAUUUCCUGUGAUCCUUGCUUUGAAUCUCUGGAGCAAGCACUGGCAAGGCAAAUCCUUGUUUUUUAUUAAGUAAUCCCAACCCAACUUCAUUUCCAUCACAUCCAUAUGAUGAGAAAAAACCCAGAUUGUGCAUUGCCCAUCUGAACAUCAUAACUCAUUAUGAAGCUUUCUCAUGUAACCUUUUUUAUGUCUUUUAAGUGUCUUAAUAGAUUUCUACACGUUUUGUAUAUACUGGUCACAGUGAGGAUUAGAUCACUAAGAAUAGCAAAAUUUUGUAUCAGCAAAACAUUUUCUUGGUAGUGAAUGAAAUAUACAUUUUUAACAAUUGAAAAUAACUUUUUUUUUGCAGUUUAGCUCAUAGUAGAGGAGUUUCCCUGUCAGCAAACCAGAAACUAUUUUUUCAGCAAGGUUUUUAAUUUUCUUAAGAUGAUGCCACAAAACUGGAAUAUUCAUCCAUAUAAUGCUCAUGUUAGAGGGACAUUCAACCUCAAAAUUUGGAUAGCAAUUUUUGUGCUAGUGAAUGAGUUAAAAAUCUUUUAGAAGUUCAGAACCAAGGUGUUAUGCAUCCCCUUUAAUAACGACCAUUGUAUUUUUAUGUAGUCUUUUAUACAAUGUUGUUGCAAUGUAGUUGUUGCAUUCCCAAUAAAACUGUACGUGAAAAAGUU
Protopterus annectens (West African lungfish) is the source of this 4157-nucleotide messenger RNA. It is a transcript of the gene KIFC1, whose product is annotated as kinesin family member C1. The record is from RefSeq and is a predicted model, not a curated record. Gene Ontology annotation, molecular function: ATP binding; microtubule motor activity; microtubule binding. Lineage: Eukaryota; Metazoa; Chordata; Ceratodontiformes; Protopteridae. Gene Ontology annotation, biological process: microtubule-based movement.